Messenger RNA from Prunus armeniaca (apricot), 636 nucleotides. NCBI's taxonomy places the organism in Eukaryota, Viridiplantae, Streptophyta, Magnoliopsida, Rosales, Rosaceae. The record is from the annotation of a GenBank genome assembly.
AUGGGGGACCGAGAGCGAGACAGGGACCGGGACCGCGACCGAAACCGUGACAGAGAUCGAGACAGAGAAAGACGCCGGGACAGAGACGACCGUGAUCGUGAUCGGGAACGGGACCGGGACCGGGACCGCGUCCGCAGCAAGAGGUCGCGUACACCGGAGCGCAUCAGACCACGCCACACCCGCUCCCGCACGCGCUCGCCGGACCGGUACCGCUCACGCACUCGCUCAGUCUCCCGCUCUCGCUCUCCGGACGACCGGUCCCACCGUCGGCGCCACCACCACAACCGUAGCCCAUCUGCGGAGGCACGCAAGCGGCAGAAGCGCGAGCCGACCGCCGAGGACGAGAGGGAGAGGCAGAAGGCGGCGGUGGCUGACUUCGUCGAGGGCAUCGCGAAGGAGCAGAAAACUCAGCAGAAGCAGAGCAGCGAUGGCGGUGGUGACGAAGGCCUGGACGAGGACGAGAUUGAGAUGAUGAAGAAAUUUGGGAUUCCGACUGGAUUUGACUCGACGAAAGGGAAGCCCGUGCCUGGCGCCGAUGUGAGCGGCAUUAGGGCGGUCACUAAGCGGCAGCCGAGACAGUAUAUGAAUCGCCGCGGUGGAUUUAAUCGGCCUUUGCCUGCUGAACGUAAUCGCUAG